UUGUAGCUGUCAGGAAAGUCUGGUACAGUUUGAAGGUGCAAAUACAUCAUUAACAUUAAUAUGGACCUUUUUGUUAGGUUACAACUCAAUAUUCUGAUUUGUCCUAUAAAGUUCUUUAAACUCUGACACCGUUUAAGCCAGCUAUCAUUUCUGUACAUUUUGCUUCGGAGAAGUCAGAUUCUCAUCUGCUGUGUUUUUUUAAAGUGCUCUCCGGGCUUUAUGAAAGUCUUUUGCUGCAACCUGAUAUCACAACAAGGCGUGUAUAGACAUGGCAGUCCACCAUGUCCAUUUCACGCUUUUCCUCUACAAAGGAUAUGAGGAUGAACAAUAUAAAAUAUAUACACAUUUAAUUUACUUAAAGCUUGUUACGAAUAGAAACAAAGAGAAAAUGAUGUUAGUACUACUGCUUAUUUGGCAGUAAUGAUGUUGGAGAAUGUUUCAGUUUCAUUUCUUGGUCAGAAUUUAUUACUCAUUAAGGUGUAAAAUCUUUGAACUUCUUCCAAAGUGCAUUUCAGGGUUGUUGCACUGGACCCCAAGUUGAGACCUGUCAGUCAGCUGUGCAACAUCAUUGAACUCGAGAAUCCCAAUAAAAACAGGAUUGGACAGUGGUUAAAUGAAACAUCCAAUAAUAAAAUAUUGCAGCUUUCAUACUCCUUGAACUCUGAGGCCCAUGAAGGAACGUACAAAAUAAUUGUCUCUGUGGGUGAAGAUAAAUUUGUUCACAAAUUCAAGGUGGAAAAGUAUGUUUUACCCAAAUUUGACGUAACAGUAAAUGUAUCUGAAGAAGUGAGUAUUGGCCAGGAAGAAGUUGAUAUUAAAUCAUGUGCAAAGUACACAUUUGGACAGCCUGUUCCAGGAAGUAUUACAGUUACGAUGUGCCGACUUCUUGAACGCUCUAUUUCCUCUGCUAAGAAACACAAGACAGAGGCUCCCUGCCACACAGAGACCAAACGGGCUGAUGGAACAGGCUGUGCAGCUGUUACGUUCAAGAUGUCAACCUUCACCAAAAUUAACAAAAAAUUCCUUAAAGAUCAGCUGAAUGUCAUUGCCAAAAUGGAAGAGAAGGGAACAGGCAUUUCACACAAACAAGAAAUGAAAAUAAGAAUUUCUUUUGUCCUUGGAAAAGCAUCUUUUGUUGAUGUUCCCAAGAUUUGGGAACCAGGAUCAAAUGUGGAGGGAAAAGUUAAAGCAGUUUACUACAAUGAUACACCCAUUUCCAAAGCACCUGUGUACCUGUUUGUGGGAGAACGUUGGUCAGAACGCUUACUAAAAAAUCUAACAACUGACAGCAAUGGUGUCGCUGAGUUUUCAUUCAGCACAGAUAACUUUCAUGAGGAUAUUAAACUCCAUGCAGCCCUGACACCAACCCUAUACUUCCAAAGCCAUAGAACUCCUUUUUAUGAUUUAGGAUUUCACACAGUGUAUACAUCCCAACCUCCUUCUCAAGAUGAAAAAACAUUCAGCUCGCUGAAGCUGAAGAUGAAGGAUAAACCCCUUUCCUGCGAUGCAGAAGAAGACAUAUCUAUUCAGUACACUAUAGUGAGGGAAACUGCAGUUUACAUGGAUGUGGUAUAUCUGGUGUUGUCCAGAGGAGCCAUUGUCAUGCAAGGAUUUAAACAGAUUAAAUUUAAAGAUCAGUCAGUGAAUGAGGGUGAGGUGUCCUUUAAAUUGAGAAUUUCUACUGACAUGGCACCAGUCGUCCAGAUUGUAGCAUAUGCUGUACUUUCCAGUACGAAUGUGAUUGCCCACAGCGCUGACUUCUCUACUGAGAAAUGCUUCAGUCACAAGGUAUGUGUUGGUCACUACCUCUUCUGCCUGCUCACUUCGAUCCUCGUCUUCUAUCCAGCUUGCUGUGCCUUCUUUCCGCCUCACGACCAUGGGAAGCAGAGCUUGCAGCUGCUCUGCUCCCAGAUAUAA
Haplochromis burtoni (Burton's mouthbrooder) is the source of this 1917-nucleotide messenger RNA. RefSeq names its product alpha-2-macroglobulin. Bases 874 to 1917 code for a protein of 347 amino acids. The record is from RefSeq and is a predicted model, not a curated record. NCBI's taxonomy places the organism in Eukaryota, Metazoa, Chordata, Actinopteri, Cichliformes, Cichlidae. The transcript has 12 exons.